Messenger RNA from Alternaria ethzedia, 435 nucleotides. RefSeq lists its product as uncharacterized. Bases 1 to 435 code for a protein of 144 amino acids. The record is from RefSeq and is a predicted model, not a curated record. NCBI's taxonomy places the organism in Eukaryota, Fungi, Ascomycota, Dothideomycetes, Pleosporales, Pleosporaceae. The transcript has a single exon.
AUGAAGGCAGUAGUAGAGCGCUUCAACAAGGUGUUGAAUGAGGUCGAUCGCGAAGCCGCGCGCAUGGAAGAGACUGGACAGAAGAAACCAUUUCGUAUCGGCGACAACAGCCAGGCUUUGCAACAUCUGCAUACCGGUACCCUCGACUGCCCGAUGGGGUUCAACAUUGAGAUUGAGGCGAAGGAUUGGAGGAGGCUAGUCAAGACUGCACUCAAGACGGAGAUCUAUGGCGGAGGGAGCAACCCACGACCACUGUUGGACUUGGUGAAGGAGAGCGAAGCGAGGCAAGAGACUUGGCAUAAUGGCAACCAUUCCUGGAGCGAUGAGAUGAGGCAGUUACAUGCCGGGAGACCUGAAUGCGAUAGUUCGGCGGGCUGCGAGGCGUUAGGAGCGCAACACAUACGGAGAGUCAUCAAUAACCUGAACUGGGAUUGA